CGCGACGUCGGUUUUUCAUCUUGUCAGUCAGCUUUCCUGCUCUCAGAAGAGCGGAUCGGUCUCUUUUUCCGUAUUUUCCGCGGCGAUCUUAUCUAAGAAGCUGUCACACGUGAAACGAUGAAGUGUCGUGUAACGAGACAAGUCCCGACGAUGAUGCGUAUCGCCCUUGUCGUGGCGGUAGUGCACGCAUCGCCGGCCGAACCCUUGCCCUCCAGCCUGCUCGGUGGAAUUGGUAACGUCGCAAAUACCGCAACUAAUUUCCUAACGGGAGUCGUGCAACGGCAAAAAGAACUAUUGCAUCGCGUUACGGACACUGCCGCGGACUACAUUACCAGCGCGGUAGAGAAGCCGAGAAAUUUAUUGCUCAACGCUACUAGGAUGACGACUGGUUAUAUUGACAAUGCAGCCUCAAUGGGUCUCGAGUUCAAGCUGAAAAGAUUUCUAGAGAAAUUCCGUACUCGGAUGCGCAACGGUAUUGCAGAGCUGGGUAUACCUCCGCUGGAGCCGUUCACUCUCGACGAGAUUGACAUCGACACGGAUAAUCCAGAAAUCGGAAAAAUAUCCUUAGUCAUUGAAAACCUGGAACUGAGAAACCUAUCGACUUUCUUAAUCGACCGAGCUAAGUUAUCGCUAAUCGGCCCUACCAUCACCAUCAAUAUCUCCAUACCCGAGAUUUAUGCUUCAGGCCAUUACAACAUUUCCGGGAUCCUGGGCGAUACGUAUCCACUACGCGGUGCGGGUUCAUUUCAGACAAUUGUACGCGACUUCCGCAUUUAUGUGAACACCGUGCUGGGCUAUGCCAGAGGAAUGUACUUGAAGAAGUUUGACCUCGACUUUUCGCUGCGCGCUAUCAAAAUGCAUUUAGAAAACUUUAUGGGCGGCGAAGAAAUCGGACAAAUUAUGAGCAAGGUAUUCGAAGAUUUAACACCGGAAGCACUGGACGUCAUUAAACCGGAUAUAUUGCCUCCGAUUCAGGAUUAUGUAGCGAGCCACGUGAACGAGACGAUUCAUCAUUUAACUAUGAGAGAUCUGUUCCACGUCCUCCUAGGAAAAUACGAAUUCGGAGAUAUCACGCAUCUACUGAUACCCUGAAGAGAUAUCCGUGAAAACGUAACCGAAAUGCAUCGCCGAAUUAUCGGGCCGCGCAAUUACGAGCGCAAGCUUAAUGUGUCUGAAAGUGCCUUCGUUCAAGGCGUAAGGGAUUGAUUGCAAUCGAGGUACAAUGCACUCCGUUGCGAUGGAACGAACAUUACCGCCGCGACGACAAUAAAACACGACAAGUUAAGUUGAUUUCAAAGUCAGCUUUGUGUUACGUAAUAUGUGUUGAUCACUCGAAGGUCUUUGACUACCUUGCCUGAUGUUCACUUCUGAUUACCCAUUGUCUUGCCGAAGAAGGAUUGUUUUAUACACAAGUGCGAAUUGUUGACUUCCUUUCGUUCAUUUCUCUCUUGUUAAACGUUAUGUUAAAUUAUUUUCAAAAAUCCUUAUUCGAAAUAAUCAAUUUGCUCAAAAAAGUAUAUUGAAGCUUUAAUUGUUGGAUACGCACUGCUUAUUAGAGAAAUUAAGAUUGAGAGAACUAGUUUACGCCAUAGAUAUCGUAUACGCAUACGAUUUACAUAUGAAUGAACCAUACGAUAACACAUCUCGUUAGCAUCUGCUUGGAAACUUGACGUAACUUUGAACGAAGACACCGUCAGGUGAAUCUUCUCAUCACCCGCCCGCCGCGAGCGACUGCCGCGGGUGUAUCAGUGAAAGAGGCAAAAUGUUUAAUUCAUCGAAUCGCUCGGCGCUUCGAAUCUGGCGCAUCUUUAGCCGCUGAUAAAGACGAGCGAAAGUAUUACAACCUUGAAUGGCGAUGUCGUCAAAUCUUCAGCAUUGCGACAUCGACGCCGGCCAUUCAUCCACCCAGAUGUCAGUGAAUAAUGACAAACGAUGCGAGACCGUGAAAGAUGAUUUUACAGUGAUGAAAACUAUCCGCAAAAUGGCUCGCCAUUCUUUUCGAAACUGUUGUACAAAGCAUUUAAACCUUUUAGCGUGUGCCAUACAUCGCGCAUCAAUCUUCUUUGUUUACCGUAUGCUACAUAAAGUUUCGUGAACACUUUGAAAGCCAGAGAAGCCAAAGUUAAAAGGAGAAACUGAUUGAGAUUCUUACGCUUAAUUAUAGUUUCGUUUCUUUUUAUACAGAUAAAUAGUAAUAAUUUAAUUUGG
This is a messenger RNA of Trachymyrmex septentrionalis, 2208 nucleotides long. RefSeq lists its product as uncharacterized. The record is from RefSeq and is a predicted model, not a curated record. NCBI's taxonomy places the organism in Eukaryota, Metazoa, Arthropoda, Insecta, Hymenoptera, Formicidae. The coding region runs from base 118 to 1092 and encodes 324 amino acids. The transcript is spliced from 6 exons.